Molecule: messenger RNA, 1064 nt
Organism: Blepharisma stoltei
Lineage: Eukaryota; Ciliophora; Heterotrichea; Heterotrichida; Blepharismidae
Source: the annotation of a GenBank genome assembly
AUGAAAGAAUAUCAAGAUAUAGCCACAGAAUCAGCUAAAGUAAUCUCAUCCCUCGUAAAAGAUGAAGAGUUCGACCUAAACAUCAUUUAUGAAUUUUUAAGCCAAAUCCCUUCUCCAAGCAAACUCAAAGAAAAUGUUUUUUACCCAGAACUGGCACCCCCAUCAUUAGCCAGCAAAAAAAGAAAAAGAAAAGAAAAUUUUGACCCAGAGCUGGCUGGACAAAGGAUUCUUGUAGAUAGUGACUCCUGGGCAAUCAGAUAUAAACAAUCUAUAGGCCAAAUAUGAAAAGAGCUCACUGAUCUUAGCCUAGAAGCGGCAGAUAUAAAGUUUUUACUGAAAGCUUUAUGCAAAUAUGGGCUGCCGAAUGUGUCAGAUCCACUGAUGUUUUCAGAUUUUUAUUUAAAAUCUUUUGAUAAUGGUGGAAAUACUGCAGUUUUAGCACUAAGUGGCUUGUUUAUACUGAUGACAAAGCAUGGGCUUGAAGCUAAACAAUACUAUAUGAAGCUUUACCAGCUAAUUCGUACACAGUUACAAAAAGGAAAAACUCUUUCCAAAAGCUUUUUGAAGCUUUUAGAGCUCUCUUUAAGCUCUCCUAUGCUCCCAUCAAGCUUGAUAGGGUCUUUUAUCAAAGUCUUAUUAAAAGAGUCCUUACUUUCUCCAGUAAGCACAACUUUGUGGGCUGUAGCUUUUACAGUAAAAAGCUUUAAAAUCCACUCAGGACUUUUACCAAUGAUAAACAAUAAUCACAAAGAAGACAAAUUCAAUUAUGAAGAAUUAUACCAAUCACCAAUAAUUUAUAAAUAAAAUUAUUCCUAUAUUAAAAACUAUUUAAUUCAGCCAAAUUCAGCAUAAACCCUUUAUACACAAAAUCAAUAGAAAGCUCCCUCUGGGAAUUAAUGAUACUGAAAAAGCACUACCAUCCCAAAAUCAGAGAACUCGUCACAGAGUUUGAAAAACCAGUAGAAAAAAUGGCCAGAGUGACUACAGCUGAAGUAAUGAACUUAGAAGUCCCUCAGAAAAGACCAAAACUAAACCCAAAGCCAUUUAAAGGUAUUUUUAACUAA